Cottoperca gobio is the source of this 948-nucleotide messenger RNA. RefSeq names its product olfactory receptor 52N5-like. Gene Ontology annotation, molecular function: olfactory receptor activity; odorant binding. Gene Ontology annotation, biological process: G protein-coupled receptor signaling pathway; detection of chemical stimulus involved in sensory perception of smell. Lineage: Eukaryota; Metazoa; Chordata; Actinopteri; Perciformes; Bovichtidae. The record is from RefSeq and is a predicted model, not a curated record. Gene Ontology annotation, cellular component: membrane.
AUGGACAAUGCAACUUUCAAUAUGGAUGUUCUACAGCUGGAGGGGUUAAAGGUCGACCCCUCCUCCUCCGUUCCCGCCUUCAUCCUCCUCCUCCUCAUCUACGUCUUCAUCAUGGUGUCCAACAUCGGCCUGGUGGUGCUGAUCACCACGGAGAGGAGCCUGCACCAGCCCAUGUACCUGCUCUUCUGCAACAUGAGUAUUAACGAUGUUUUUGGGGCGACGACCGUCAUUCCUCGUGUCCUGAGUGAUGUUUUCACUCCAAGUGCUGACCGGUACAUUUCUUACGUAGACUGCGUCAUUCAGGCUUUUUGUGCUCACUUUCAUGCGAGCGUUUCUCACACCGUGCUCAUGAUCAUGGCCUUCGAUCGCUACGUGGCCAUCUGCAACCCGCUGCGGUACGCCACCAUCAUGACCCACAGGAUGGUGGUGAUGCUGUCCGUGUGGGCGUGGGGGGUGGCAUUUCUCUUGAUUGUGGUCCUCAUAGGCCUCAACGUGCGCCUGUCGCGCUGCAGGCGGGUUGUAUCCAACCCGUUCUGUGACAACGCGUCCUUGUUCAAGCUCUCCUGUGAAAACGUUAUCAUCAACCACAUUUACGGCGUCAUCACCGCCAUUCUCAUGAUAUCCGUGUCCCUGUGCAGCGUGACUCUCACCUACCUGAAGAUCGCCCAAGUGUGUUUGAGCAGUAAGAACAAGACUAUGAACAGACGGGCGCUGCAGACCUGCACCACCCACCUGACCGUGUACAUCAUCCUGCUGUUUUCCGGCACCAUCAUCGUCGUCCUCCAUCGUUUCGCAAACUUAUCAGAUCACAGGAAGAUGGCGUCCAUCUUGUUGCAUGUGGUUCCUCCUGCUAUGAACGCUGUUAUCUACGGACUGCAAAUUAAAGCGGUCAGAGAAAAGAUUAUGAUCAUAUUUAGAAGAAAAACAAAUUCAGAAAUACUUUAUUGA